AAUGGGAUAAGAAUAAAGUACUAAUCAAAAGACUUAAGAGUAUAAAUAAUUUCUGCUUCAAUAUUCCCAAGAAAGAGAGACUAUACAUCCAUAAUUUGGAACUAUUAAAUUAUUUACACACAUUUAAGUAAAAUCAUAUUAAAACAUAGACAAACGAAUAAAUCUGUCUUAAGAAGUAUUUUACAAAAAGUGAAAAAGAAUUAUCCAAUCUUGUAGUUCAUCUAAAAAAAAGAAAUUCUUUUGAAUAAAACAAUUUACUUAAAAUACUUGCAGUUCAUAAAUAAGAUCAAAUGAAAGUUUGUUCAGAUCAAAGUUCUAUUGCAAUUAUCAUUUAAUAUUAUGAAGAGAGUUUAACAAAUGAAAUGUGUAUAAGGAGGUUAAAUAAUAAACCUUACAAUGAAGGACAUAUUUGGAUUCUAUUAUAAUAAAUUAUUGAUCCAUGUACAUAUUUAAGCGAAAAAAAUGUCUUUCAUGGUGAUAUUAAACCUUCUACAAUUUAUUUAGAUGAAAAUGGUUGCAUCAAAUUAUCUGAAUGUAGUCUGUUUAAUGAUGGACUUAAUGGAUAUUAAAAAAUGAUAUAAAGUUAAGACAAGUCAUAUCUAUCUCCAAGUCUUUUGAAAUAAUACAAAGAAUUGAUUAUGUCACCUAUUCAUGAUCCAUAUAAAAGUGAUGUAUAUUCAUUCGGACUCACAGUUUUGAGUGUAAUCUUAAUGGAAGAAGUUUAUGAUUGUUUUGAUUAUGUUGAUGGUAUAGUUUUAACUGAUUAAUUGGAAUAAAAGUUUAAUCGAAUUAUGUAAAUGGGAUAUUCUUAGAUUUUGAUUGAAUUUAUUAAAUAGUUAUUAUUAUUAGAUGAAUAAGAAAGACCAUCAUGGUAAAUGCUUAAAGAUUUUAUAGACAAAUAUAGGGAUAAAAUUUAUAAUAUGAUACCAUUCUAUUAAAAUCAUUUUUAGAAUGUUAAAUCACCUAUAAGAUAAUCUAAUCAAUUUAAUAAAUCACCAUUACGAUAAAACAUGAUAUAUCUAGUAUUUAUCAUAUUUAUAUUAGCCCCUUAAUAAAUCACCAUAAUAAUAAUUUUUAAGAUCUUAAUAAUUUAAUACAAGUAGAUCAGAUACUAAACCAAAGUAUGUACAAAUAAGUAAAGAGAAUUACUGA
Molecule: messenger RNA, 1152 nt
Organism: Paramecium sonneborni
Lineage: Eukaryota; Ciliophora; Oligohymenophorea; Peniculida; Parameciidae
Source: the annotation of a GenBank genome assembly